Molecule: messenger RNA, 3799 nt
Organism: Paramormyrops kingsleyae
Lineage: Eukaryota; Metazoa; Chordata; Actinopteri; Osteoglossiformes; Mormyridae
Product: ankyrin repeat domain-containing protein SOWAHB
Molecular function (GO): protein binding
Source: RefSeq, a predicted model, not a curated record
AUUACGUGAUGUCAUUUAAUGUUAUUCUUGUCUACGUCUUAGAUGUAUAGCAGCGUUUCCUGUGAAAAUUUGAAAAAAAAGAUGAAUGGUUAAUCAAUAAUAGUAGUCUGUCUAAACUAAAGUAUAAAAGAGUGUUAGAAAAAAAAUCAAGUUUAGCUCUAGAUCACGGGUAGCUAUAGUUAUGGAAAAAAGCUGAAUUAUGUAACCCAUAAUUCAUAGCAAGGCAAGGCAAACAGGUCAUUCAAAGUGCUUAAAAUAAAAGCAAGUAACAGGAAAAAUUAAAUGGAAAAUUAAAAACUAAAAAAAGUAAAAGACAAAAACUAAAUAAAAAGCAUAAAUAUUGAUUAGCAGUCCUGUUUUACCUGGAAGUGAAGAAAUUGAUUUCCUGCUCUCUAAUUAAAAGCAAAAUCAUUCAUUAUAUAUAAUAAUUAAAAUUGAUGCCGCAUAAAUUCCUACAAAUAAUUGAAAAUGUUUAUAGUAAAUAUCAUAUGACGGUGGGUGACUCAGGUGCGCUAAGCGGAUGCAGGUGGAGCAGGCAGCACGGCAGGGGAGGGGUUACAUGCACUAACUAACUUGCAAUGUUUCUAACUUUGGGCGCAACUUCGUUCCUGGUUCCGCCAGUCGACAUGGCCUCUGAAUUAAGUCAAGACGCCGUGCUACAAUUUAUUCUUAGCAAAAAUGGAAGAGUCAAAAACGCCGACCUUCUGACGCACUUCAGAACUUUCCUUAGAGAGGACGACAACAAGGCGCAGAACAGAGAAUUCUUUAAAAAAUUUGUCAACUCUGUGGCGGUGGUUAAACAAGAGGAAGGUGUGUCAUUCGUUGUGUUAAAGAAGAGGUACACGGUGCAUGUCGGAGACGCCGUCCCCACUCCGAAAGCGUACUGGGAAAGGGAUAAAAAAUCUAAACAAACAGGAUUUUCCCCGCAAGAGGAAAACGGAAACCUGGAGAAAGGUCAGGCUUUACCUCAAACUAAGUUUAAAUUAAAUACUCAACCAGUGUCACACACAGGGUUUAAUGCGCUUCGAAGCACUAAUAAUAUUUUGCCGUCUGCUGGGAUUAUUACCAAUGUAGACAAUGCUCGCAAAGACAAACGUGACACAAAUCCUCCGUUUUCUACUUUACAUACGUCAAUCACCAAGACCGAUAGAGUUACCGAGAACCGCAGCUGUACUUUGAAAUUGCCUGAAGCUAAAGUGUUAUAUGGGGUUGAGAAACCACAAGAUAAAGAGUGCGAUAAAUCUUUUGUUGCCCCAACAAAUACUGGACAAAAACAUGCAAGCAUCGCUAAACCGAGACCGUCCGAACCUUUGCACAACCAGAAAGCGACAUUUUCCCAGAAUUAUCCAUACAGCAGCAGUAAUGUCUCUCUGGACGAACCUGCAAAACCAAGUGUCGUGGAUGAAGUCGAAAAAGAAAUCAAACGUAAAAACUUAGAAUUUUCAAGCUCAUUAUGCCCUUUAACUGUAAAAACCAGAAAUAUUUCGCAAUCGUCUUCUUGUAUUUUGAAUUGUCACAAAGAUUCGGAUGACACAGGAGCGACCCCCAGCCAUGGAAGCCAACCAGCACCUGUAGAGAUCCUUGAAAGUACCAGAUCCCAUCAGCAGGAAGACAGUGUAGCAGCUACAAUGAACCCCCAUCUUUCCUACCACAGCUUACCACCAGAGAGCCCUGGGUCCUCAGUGGACAGCUAUUCAGAAAUGUAUCGGACUGGACUUUCUGCCAGUCACGGAGAUCUUUUGUUACCGUCUUACGAGAACUCUGAGUGGCCUGAGAGGUUCCACAAAGACCAGGAUUGGGCCAGUGAUGAAAGCCUCAAUUUCAAGGGACUCUCAAGUGGGAAACAGAAAGUAUAUGAGAUGCUUCAUCGUGCCCUGGAGCCCAAGAUGGCUUUGCUGCAUCGCGCAGAGAGAAAAGUGACCCCCUAUCAUCAUUCUGCUGGUUACCUUAACGAUGUGCCCAGGGCAGAUCAGUCUGGAUCAGAGUCUGGGCUCCCCGUUCCACUGCAUACCAAGAACCGGAAGUCCAGUGCAUUCCAAAGCAGGAUGUGUCGUAGCUUGGGAGCUGACCUGGACCAGCCAUUCCAUGAUGACGUAGUGUCCGCAAGGAAGAACAGGCUCUACUUGCUCUCCUCAUCUUUAAGCAUGAGCUAUCUAAGUCGACCCUCCCAUUUAAAUAGAUCUGGGGAUGUUGCUUGUCCUGAUCACAAGGUCUCCACAAGUGAGAGUACUUACUUCCAUAGGAACACCUUAGUGCCGUUAGAAUCAAAAGAACAUGACUGGUUGGUCAAGGCAGCUUCUGGGUGCUGGACUGAAAUAUACACUCUCUUUCGAGAGGAUCCGAGUCUCUUAAAUAAGAGGGAUUUCAUUUCAGGAUACACAGUGCUACACUGGAUUGCGAAACAUGGAGAUCAUCGUGUUCUUAAUACUCUGUGGUAUGGAGUUAGUAAAGCUGGACUGAACUUUGAUAUUGACAGUAAAACAACCUGCGGAUACACCCCGUUACAUCUGGCAGUCAUCCAUGGACACCGGAAGCUGAUCCGUGUUCUAGUACUUAAGUUCAAAGCCAAAGUAUCAUUGAGGGAUACUAGUGGCAAGAAAGCGUGGCAAUACCUUGGCCUCAAUGGCUCCAGGGAUCUCCUUGAGUUGCUCGGAGCUCCAAAGUUGAAGACUGCACAUGGUAAGAUAUUUGGGUACUCUUCAGAGAAGCUGCUGAUACAGCCAAACAGCACGAGUCCCUCUGUGAAGAGGCAGACCUCCAUAGCUGCAAUCCUCAAGCAUAAAUCGCUACUGAAAAUCCACGCUCAUUCAGAGUCUUCUGUAUAAACACAGCCGUUAAUGUUUUUUUUUUUUUUUCCCCCCCCCCCCUCUUUUUAGCAUAUUUCUGUUGGGUUCUGAUGACAUCUGUUCUGAUGUCAUUGCUGAAAAUUAACAUUGUACUAGUAUUAUACAAUUAUUACACAAUGCAUACCAGUUAUUAAUUCUGUGAUGUUUAACACCUUUGUGACUUUGCUGUGUAAUAAUGCAUCUGCUGCAUCUUUUGUUUACAAUUAUAGGUUUUUCCCAAAAAAUAUAUAUAUACUUUAUUCAUACCCAAAUCUUAAGUCUUUACCAAUUAAUAUGCAGCUUAUCGGCUCAUCUACUAUAAUGGAUAUGACAUUUAAUAUUUAGUGGUAGAAAUUUUAUCCAUCUUUGCUUCAGUAUAAAGCUUCCACUGUAUUUUAUGUUUGCCUGAGCUGCUCUAAACAUUGUUGUAGUGCUUUACUGCAUAACACCCUACAUAAGUGGUACGUCAUUUUUUUUUCUGAAGAGGAACCCAUAAUUUUCUUUUAGUCCAGUCAAUGUUUCACAUAGUUUUUUUUAUAAUAUGUAUGAACCUAGCAGCUAAUGUGAAGGGUUUUGCAACAUUAGAAUUUUAUAUGGAAAACCCUUGGUGGCUGGAUGCUAAUUGCUCAGCAUACAAACAGUAAUUAUCUUUGCUGGUGUUCCAGGCUUGCAGUGACUGACAGGGACUCAGUGAUUCAUAUUCGAAAAAUGUGACCUGUAUUCUGUUACUGCUGCAGGAUGCACCCUACUAAGGAAGUUUCAAUGGCCACAAAGAUAAAAUUCCGUAUAAUCAAAAACUAGCUAUGUUGCCUUACCACAUAAACGUGUGUUUCCAUGCAGAUCAUUUUGCAUGUGCCAGAGCUAUUUUUGUUGACUUUUACUUUUGAACCUUAAUAUGUGGUGUCUUGCAUAUUUCAUAUAUGUAUUUUAUUUUUAAAGGUUUCGUAUAAAUAAAUCCAUAUAAUGUAAAUGUG